GGAAGUUGCGCAGGCGCAGUGGGGCCGGCAGCAUGGCGUCCAGGCCCAAGCGGCGUGCCUUGGACGGCGGGUUUUCGGUUCCGCGCGAUGAGGACGAGGAUGAUGAACUCGAGGAUGAGGACGAAGACAGUGACGAAGAGGAGGAUGAAAACGACGAGGUCGUCAAUGAGCUUUUCCUAAAAGCUCCUGUGAACACUGCAGAACUAACAGAUCUCUUGAUUCAACAGAACCAUAUUGGGAGUGUGAUUAAGCAAACGGAUGUUUCAGAAGACAGCGAUGAUGAUGUGGAUGAAGAUGGGAUUUUUGGCUUCAUAAGCCUUUUAAAUUUAACUGAAAGGAAGGGUACCCCGUUUGCUGAACAAAUUAAAGAGUUUAUUUUACGCCUCUGCGAGAAGAACUGUGAAAAGAGUAUGGUUGAACAGCUGGACAAGCUUUUCAAUGACGCCACCAGGCCUGUGGGCUUUCUGCUGAGUGAAAGAUUCAUUAACAUUCCUGCACAGAUAGCGCUGCCCAUGCACCAGCAGCUUCAGAAAGAACUAGCAGAGGCGCACAAAACUAACAAGCCGUGUGGGAAGUGUUCCUUCUACCUUCUGAUUAGCAAGACGUUUGUGGAAGCAGGAAAAAGCAAUUCCAAAAAGAAAUUGAGCAGCCAAAAGAAAGAUGAGUUAAUGUUUGCAAAUGCAGAAGAAGAAUUUUUCUAUGAGAAGGCAAUCCUGAAGUUCAACUACUCAGUGCAGGAGGAGAGCGACACGUGUCUGGGAGGCCGAUGGUCCUUUGAUGAUGUACCAAUGAAGCCCCUGCGAACUGUGAUGUUAAUUCCAAGCGACAAAAUGAAUGAAAUCAUGGAUAAACUGAAGGAACAUCUAUCUGUCUAACCCAUUUCCCAUGGACAGUGGUGGGCUUGUUUUUGUAAAAAUUACCAGAAGACUUAGUGGAGAUUUACUGAAAAACUCAUGACUUUAUUCAGAUUAAGUUCCUCUACAAAAAGUAGGGUUCUGUCACCCGUGUCUGUGACACAUUUACAAAAUAUCUUUGCUUUUUAAGAUUUUGGUCAAAUUAAGAAUGGUUGAUUAAAAACUUUUCCAAUAAGAAGAAAAACAUGGAGUAGUAAUUCCAUAAAAACUUCUAUUUUUAGUUGUUAAAUAAUAUGCAAAAAGUUUUAUUCUUUUCAAGACUAUCCUUUGCAGGGUGUGACAUCCAUCUUCACGUCAUGGCUGCACGUCACUCCAGUGGACCAGCUGUUGGGCUGCCUUUGGGAUAUUUAUUGCACAUCAGGUUUUGUGUAGAAGGUUCUUGAGAGUCACUGUAUAGUGCAUCUUUGUUCAGUAGUUUCAGGGCACUUCUCACACAUUUUCUGUUCCUUUUUCAUUGUUGAAAUGGGUGAUAGGUGAUCCAUCACUUGCUGUAGAAUAUCCUUACUUUCACUAGGAGGCAGAUUACUGAAAUAGUAUUGUGGUGCCAAUUGCAUAAAUCUGUUUAAAACAAAAAAUUAUUAUUAUCAUUUUUGGUGAGAGGUACCAAACAUGAGUGGACGCUUCCCAGGCCUGGAGAAUCUGCUUGUAGAGUUUUGAUUAGUGUGAACUUCUCUGUGGCUUGGUCUGCCUUUGUAGAAUGAAUACUUUCUGUGGUUUACUUGGGAACAAUCCAAUUGCAUUUCUAGGAUAAGUUGGGUCCUCUAGGGUCAUGCCACACAGCGGAAGUGACACCCCCACUCUCAUCACCGGGGGGAACGGGUACUUCCCCCAAGGCCCAUCACAGUUUUGCGACAGGUCAGAUCAGAUGCUUGGGAGAACUCUGGGUGCAUAAGAGGGAGUAUCUGCAUCUCAUACUAAUACCAUACCAUGUCCAUUUGCUGAAGCUGGACACACCUGUAGUUACUCCUGGUUCCUGCCUAGAACAUCACACUGCCCAAGUGGUAGUGGUACCUUCACAGUGGGUCCGGCAUCUGCAGCAGCCUCUGAGGCUAGUCUCCAUUCUCACUGCUGUCCCUAUAGCCCAUUCACUUAGCAGCCAGAGGGAUCUUUAAGAUAUAUGGAGAAGAGGUUACCCUUGCUUAAAACGGAGUCUCCAAUUGCUUUGUACUGCACUUAGGAUCAACUCCAAACUCUUUACGUGGCCCAUACCCUACACCUCUGCUACCUGCCUGUCUUCAGCCUGGCCUCCACCCCUUCUCUUCCCCACUUGCUCCAGUCUCAGUGGCCUGUCUGUUUUGAGAGGUUGCUACGCUCAAGGUCUGCACCUGCUGGCCCUGUUCCUCUUAAGGUGCAUCGUGCUUUGCUGUACAUUUCUAUACCGUGUUCUCUCUUUAUGCUGUAAUCUCAGAGGCGUGAGUAUUUCUUAGUCAUCUACAGAGACCUGCCUUUAGUAGGUACUCUCAACAUAAUUUAGAUUGGUAGCAGUAUAAACUUAUAUUGAAAAUGUAAGAGAAACCAAAUUUGUCAUUUGCUCUUCAUGUAUGAAUUCAAAGAAACCCCUUUUCCUCCGUUAAACUUACAGUUCAGGAGAGAUUUCUGAGGCGAUCCUGAUGUAGUUGUUGUCAGAUAUGCUGAACUUAUGGAAGAGAACCCACUCUGGCAUCUUCUUGGUGACAGAGUAACAAGAAAGGGGAUGCAGCUGUGCAACUUGCUUGUGCGUCAGCAUUAAGUAAUUACCUGACCCAUCGACGUCCCGAGCAAUCUAAAAGGCAGCGUUUUACAGAAAAAAGGAUUUUGUAUUAAUAUGGAGAUCGAUACACAAAAUAUUUUGUUUUAAAAAUUCCAAAAUACUUCACACAGAAUAGUUAAAACUACAGAUUUGCCGCCCAUGUUUUCUAGUUUCAGAUAUAGAAAAUAAGACAUAAACAUGUUUUGCUCAAAACUUGGAGCCAGUGAUGAUAAUAAGGAUGUUAACUAGUUUUAUCAAU
Molecule: messenger RNA, 2902 nt
Organism: Globicephala melas (long-finned pilot whale)
Lineage: Eukaryota; Metazoa; Chordata; Mammalia; Artiodactyla; Delphinidae
Gene: BCCIP
Product: BRCA2 and CDKN1A interacting protein
Cellular component (GO): nucleus
Source: RefSeq, a predicted model, not a curated record